AUUCUCGACACUUGACACGUUCAGAGCAAAAACCGAACGGAACUGUAUACAUUUCUUCAAAAAAUUUGUGUGAUAAUUUUACAAUAAUCAUGGCGAAGCAGAUGAAGAUCAUCGGCAAUUGUCCAUUUUGCCAACGUGAGGUGGGCAGUGAUAUGCGUCCCAUUAACCAGCUCAAUAUGGACCACAUCAACAUUCUGGCCAACGAGUUAAAGGAUAUAUAUCCAUCAGAAUCGCAUGUUAGCAAAGUGAGUACACAUAAAUUGGGUGAUCCAAAGGAUUCAAAUUCAGCAAUUGAAUCAACUCAAAAGGGAAACGAAUCUAUUGCCGCGAUAACUGACACUAUGUUGAAUAUGGUGACAGAACAGUUUGAGCGCCUCCCAGACUCUGAGAAUCACAUUCCUGAGGAUCAUGCAGAGCUCAUUCUGGCUAUGCUGUCGGAAGAACAACAUACAUACGAAAAGUUUUUGAACAAAAAAACUUCUGUGAAUCCAAAACCACCGCUUAAGCGCAAUAAAUAGCAUGUUUCCAACUA
Messenger RNA from Drosophila novamexicana, 532 nucleotides. RefSeq lists its product as uncharacterized. The transcript has 2 exons. The coding region runs from base 90 to 518 and encodes 142 amino acids. NCBI's taxonomy places the organism in Eukaryota, Metazoa, Arthropoda, Insecta, Diptera, Drosophilidae. The record is from RefSeq and is a predicted model, not a curated record.